AAAGCGGUGAACUUGUCCAAAUCGGCCGCCAUGCGCCGUCGACGUUGGGCGUUGACAUUCCCAUUGCUGCCCUUGGGUGCUUGCUGGCUGGGCACCAGGUGGCCAACUAUUGCCACGGCGCGCGAGGCGCGCGAGGCACGCGGCCUGGGCGGUGCUCAUGUGCGCCGGGCCGGGCCCAGGGCGAGCUCCGUGGACGCGAGUUCUCCUGUGGAGACCGUCGGCCGCUGGUUCAACCAGACCUGGGAAUUCUUCGAUGUGACUUGUUCCCAAUGGAAGAGAACCAAGGGCAGGGCAACGUGUGGUGAGUUUACAGGGUGGUAUGAAUUCGAUAUGAGGAGUUAAGUCUUGUUUGAGAUUCACCGAAAGUGAGUUCUUGCUGUGAGAAUGGUCCAGUUUGAGAUGAGCAUACUGAUCAUGUCCAUUGGCAGUGGCACAGGUGUUCGUUGCUGUUGAGGUACAUACAGUGUAUAUAUAUAUAUAACAACCAACUUGUGAUUACAGAAACCUGCGCAGCCGGGACAAGCAUCAAGUGCCAAGUCUACUCGGGUCGUUUGUUUCUCGUUGCUUUUGUUUCAAAGAACAAUAUCAAAGACACCACAUGGAAGCAUGAGAACUUUCUCCCACAACGUUCCUUGUCAAGGUAAAUGAUCGGUAAAUGUAUCCAUCAUCAAAAGCGCCCCUCGUCCCCGAGGCACUGGAGAUUUGGAACGCGCCCAGUUUGCAGGAAGACAAGCGGCCGGAGGCCGUGGAGCUGGCGUCGCUGGUGGAGCAGAUGCUCACCCUGACGAUGCUCAACGCAAAACGCAAGUGGUCGUGGUCGGAUCGGGCAGGAGGAUGUGGAACAUAGGGAGACCAGAAUGAUUUGAAACGUCUCUAUGUUCCUGGUUUAACUUUCCAGGACACAUGACAAGCAAAUUAAAUUCCUGAACUUGCUAUGUGGACAAUCACUGCUUUGAACCUCAAGUUGGUCUUCAUGUUGACUCGAUGGUGGGAUCGAGUCUCUUGAUGGACAAAAAGCGUGAGCCUUGCUGCUGAAUUCAAUCAAAUUGCUGGCUUAUUGAGCAAAGGAUGUUGGUCAUCAUUGGAAAGUGCGGCUAAUGAUCGGAUGUAAAAAACAUACAAACAUGCUGC
Messenger RNA from Durusdinium trenchii, 1131 nucleotides. Lineage: Eukaryota; Dinophyceae; Suessiales; Symbiodiniaceae. The record is from the annotation of a GenBank genome assembly.